GGACUCAUCGGUCUCUCCUCACACAGCGCCGAGUACCCCGACCUGCGGAAGCACAACAACUGCAUGGCCAGCAACCUGACGCCAGCCAUCUAUGCCAGGCUCUGUGACAAAGCAACCCCAAACGGCUGGACCUUGGACCAGUGCAUCCAGACGGGCGUUGACAACCCCGGCCACCCCUUCAUCAAGACUGUGGGCAUGGUAGCUGGCGAUGAAGAAACCUAUGAGGUGUUCGCCGACCUGUUUGACCCCGUGAUUCAGGAGCGGCACAAUGGAUACAACCCCCGCACCAUGAAGCAUGUCACAGACCUGGAUGCCACCAAGAUAAAGUUUGGCCACUUCGAUGAGCGCUAUGUGCUCUCGUCCCGGGUCCGGACUGGGCGCAGCAUCCGCGGGCUGAGCCUGCCGCCAGCCUGCACCCGCGCUGAGCGGCGAGAGGUGGAGAAGGUGGCGGUGGAGGCGCUGAACGGCCUCACCGGAGACCUGGCGGGCCGGUACUACCGCCUCAGCGAGAUGACGGAGAAGGAGCAGCAGCAGCUCAUUGAUGACCACUUCCUCUUCGACAAGCCGGUGUCCCCACUCCUGACGGCCGCAGGAAAGACC
Messenger RNA from Leptosomus discolor (cuckoo roller), 600 nucleotides. NCBI's taxonomy places the organism in Eukaryota, Metazoa, Chordata, Aves, Leptosomiformes, Leptosomidae. The record is from RefSeq and is a predicted model, not a curated record.